Messenger RNA from Magnolia sinica, 901 nucleotides. RefSeq names its product ubiquitin-conjugating enzyme E2 variant 1C-like. The transcript has 4 exons. Bases 192 to 632 code for a protein of 146 amino acids. Lineage: Eukaryota; Viridiplantae; Streptophyta; Magnoliopsida; Magnoliales; Magnoliaceae. Gene Ontology annotation, biological process: DNA damage tolerance; protein K63-linked ubiquitination. The record is from RefSeq and is a predicted model, not a curated record. Gene Ontology annotation, cellular component: nucleus.
CAAGGGAGUGGCCUGGAUGACUGAAAAUGGGACCCACCUGGCAGAUCUGCUAAUUGCAAGCCCCACUAUAUAUUGGUGCAGCAAAAGCUGCAAAACCCCACCACUCUCUUUCUCAGAUUCUCAUCGCCUUUGCUUUUCUAGACAGAAAAACCAGAAUCAGCAGAAGAAGAAAAGCUAUAGUCACGGCUUCAAUGGCGAUAGGCUCCGGAGGAUCGAGUAUCGUUGUUCCUCGGAACUUCAGAUUGUUGGAGGAGCUCGAACGCGGUGAGAAGGGUAUUGGAGAUGGUACAGUUAGCUACGGAAUGGAUGAUGGUGAUGACAUUUAUAUGCGUUCUUGGACGGGUACCAUAAUUGGUCCUCACAAUUCGGUGCAUGAAGGUCGUAUCUAUCAGUUGAAGCUCUUCUGUGACAAGGAUUAUCCAGAGAAGCCUCCAAGCGUUCGUUUCCAUUCACGGAUCAAUAUGACGUGUGUGAACCAUGAGACCGGAGCGGUAGAAUCGAAGAAGUUUGGCAUGCUGGCAAAUUGGCAACGCAAAUACACCAUGGAAGACGUAUUGACACAACUGAAGAAGGAAAUGGCAGCACCCCACAAUCGGAAGUUGGUCCAACCACCUGAAGGUACCUACUUCUAGUCUUAGUAGGUGACAGUGGAAGCUAACUUGCACCAUACAUAAACAUGAAUGAAAUAUAUUGUGGUAACGACUGCAUUAGUCUGAUGAAACUAUAAGUGGGCCCCACAAGGGCACCUUACAAGCUUCAUUGAUCUCACUUUCCAUGCCAAACUGUGUUGAAAGAUGCUGUGCUUUGUUGAAUUACUGUUUCUUGUGUGGCAUAUUAAAAAAAAAAAAAAAAAGAAAAAAAGAACAAAACUAUAUAUCUAGAAAGAAGGGUUUGUUCUUCC